Molecule: messenger RNA, 1148 nt
Organism: Nematolebias whitei (Rio pearlfish)
Lineage: Eukaryota; Metazoa; Chordata; Actinopteri; Cyprinodontiformes; Rivulidae
Gene: cryzl1
Product: crystallin, zeta (quinone reductase)-like 1
Molecular function (GO): oxidoreductase activity
Source: RefSeq, a predicted model, not a curated record
GAAGAAAAAAUCGUAGAAGAAGAAGUCAGUUGAUUUCAACCAUAGAUAUAAACACUUAUAUAUAUUUAUGAUUCCAACUGAAAGAUAGCAAAACAACAAUUUUCCUCUUUAAAAGACACGUUUAACUUAAGCGAAACCUUGUUGUUUUGAUACAUUUUUAUUUAUUUGAGUGUUUUGUCCAUGUUUUAAAAGUGCAGCAACAUGAAAUGUUUGUACUGCCGUGCAGGUGAAAGCGACGCUGAGCCCAAAUUCGUUAUUCAAGAAACGACUCCCCCAGAUGUCUUAGACAACCACCAGGUCCGAGUUCGUGUGAAGGCAUGUGGACUCAGCCCACUGGACCUCAAGCUGCUCAGGGAUUUGGGGAUCCAGACAGAUUUAGUUCCUGUUGGCAGAGAGGUGGCCGGUGUCGUCCUCCAAGUUGGCCCCAAGGUGACCUUCUUCCAGCCAGAGGAAGAGGUUGUAGGUAUCCUUCCUUUGGACUCCUCCUACUCUGGACUCUGUGAAGUCAUCGUCGUAGAUGAACACUAUUUAGUUCAGAAGCCAGAGAAGCUCAGCUCGGUGUGUGUGGCAGGAGCGCUGCAUGACGGCCUCUGCGCUUACACCGCUCUGCACACACACGCUCGUAUGGCGGCUGGACACACACUCCUGGUCAUGGAUGGAGCCAGCCCCUUUGGCCUCAUGUGCAUCCAGCUGGCUUGUUACCACGGCCUGAAGGUUCUGACCACGUCCCACUCUGCACAACAGCACACGUUCCUGGAGCAGCUUCGGCCAAGCGUAGUCAGAGUUAUUCCAGCCCAUAAGGACUCCUCAGAUCUGCUAUCAGUCGUUCUGGAGGAGACAGGGGGGCUGGGAGUGGAUAUAGUCAUUGAUUCUGGAGUUUGUCUUUACGAAGAUGAGGAGGAGGAGGGAGAGAAGAAGUUCCUACCACACAAGCAUGACCUCAUCAGUGUCCUGGGAGUGGGUGGACACUGGAUCACAUCCCACCAAGACCUGCAGCUGGAUCCUCCAGAUUGCAGAUUAUUGUAUUUAAAAUCAGCCUCCGUGUCUUUCCUCAACCCUGAAGUGUGGAUGACUUCCUCGGCCCAACAGGGACGGUACCUUCAUGUUCUCAAGGACAUUGUGGAAAAGAUGUCAAAUGGAGUGCUCAG